UUUUUCUGAGCCCGACCUUUUAACGGUCAAUACGCGGUGCGGUCACACUGCUUGGUGGAUGGUAAGGUGGUCGAAAAAAGUUGUUAAAAGCGCAGAAAAAGCAAUUGUAAUGCAAGUGCUCCAGUGACUGUGAAAACGCAACAACAACAGCGAGCAACGAGUAGAAUGAGUGGGGAGAGCAGUGGGGGUUUUUUUUGGCCCAAAGCUCAGGUAGAAUACACACACACACGCAUGAUUGUUGGGCAAAAACAAUAAUUAUCCAAUUAAACGGUUGUCAAAGAAUGCAAUUAAUUUCAUUGGCCAAUAGGUUUGCGCGAAAGAGAGAUUCUCAACUCUCCACUCCCCCAGUUCCCGCGGAGAUGUCACCGAUUGGAGCCACUUCCUCGCAGCGAAUCCCACAACAAUAACAAAUAACGAAUAACAAAUGAUGUGAUGCAGCAGCAGGGGUCGAGUUCGAAAAACACAACCUUCGAGUAGUCCAGGCCAUCUAGAAUCACCCGGAUCGCACCCACGAUGAGCUGGCUGCUGGGCCUUCUCGGGCUCCAGGUCCUGUUCCUCUGGCUCCUGUGGCUGCCUGGCGAGAUCCUGGCCAUUCCCACGCCACUCAAGCUGCCAGGCUACACCCACAGGCUGACGCCCUACAUCAAGCACUGGGAGGCGGCGAACUUCGAUCGCCAGGUGCUGCAGGCGGCGCAGGUCAGGCACCUGGAGCAGGCUCGCUUCCGGCAGAAGAGAGAGGUGACCCCCUCGGCGAGUGGACUGGCGCACACCAUCCGCUUGAAUUUCUCCGCCCACGACAGAGAUUUCCGCUUGGUGCUGCGUCAACAGCCGCAUUCGGUGUUCGCCCACGAUGUGGAGAUUGAGAACACUCUGGGCCCCAUUGAUUACGAUGUGUCGCGCAUUUAUACGGGCAGCCUGGAGGACGACGAGGGGGCCCACGUCCAGGCGAUCCUUACCAGCGACAACCUGUUGGACGGGACGAUAGAGACCCAGGCGGAGCACUACUACAUCGAGCCGGCGCACCGGUAUUCCCAGCAGCUGGCCGAGAGCGGUGUCCACAGCAUAGUCUAUAAGUUAAGCGAUGUAAAUAUGCAGAAGCAGCAGUUCACCGGCGGAGGAAUCAACUCCGCCGCUCCCGCCAAGACGCACUGCGCCAGCGAGAAGCUGAGGAAGAAGCGCUGGCUGCCAGAGGAGCUGGCCAUGUCGGACGCUCCGGCGCCCACGUACAAUCGUAAUCCGCCCCUGCCGCUGGACUUGGAGGUGCCCUACAAUGAUGACUUUCGCGUCCUGGCCUCCGAAGAGGACAAGAGCGAGGAGUCGCCGCGGAAGUACCCAACCACGUCCACAACCAGGAGCACUGUGCGCAGCACCGAGAGCUUCCUGGCCACGCUGACUAAGCCCACGUCGAACCGCAACAUACUUGUAAAUAACUACAAUCCCUCCAAUCUCGGCGAGGGGAGUCGCAGCUACAGCAGCGGCAACAACAACGCCAACAGCAAUAGUAACAACAAUAACAGCAACAACAACAAUAAUAAUAAUAGUAAUAACAAUGUGCGGAAGUUGUACACGAAACACAAGAACAUUAUUGUGAGCACGUACAACCGACCCAUCGAACCGGAAUUCGGAACGCCCUACGAGGAGCCGAAUAACAAUGGCACCCGCGAGCUGCCCAGUAACUUCUUCAAUGCCAACUGGACGACGCUCUUUCUGGGAAACAACAACAAUGGCAACGACCGGCCCAGCCACAAGACGCAUGUGGAGAUUAUCACGAAAAACGGAGCCACCAAGAAGCCAAACAUCAUUGUAAACAACUACAAUCCGGAGAUCAUAUUCGCCCCCAAUCCGCACAAUCCCAGUUUCAACAGCAUGAUGAUGACGAACCUGCUGAGCGGAAGGGGUGGCGAGGACAUACACAGCUCUCCCAGGCUGCUCUACGACCGCAAGACCACCUGUAUGCUCUACCUGCAGGCGGACCACACGUUCUUCCAAAAGAUGGGCUCAGAAGAGGCGUCCAUAGAAGCCAUCACUCGGCACGUACAGCGGGCCAACACAAUCUACCGGAACACAGACUUCAACAACGAUGGGAAGCCGGACAACAUCACCUUCAUGAUCAAACGCAUCAAGGUGCACAACAUGAACGCGAUGAAGGAUCCCAGCUACCGAUUCCCCGGCAACUACGGCGUGGAAAAGUUUCUGGAGCUGUUUUCGGAGGAGGACUACGAUGCCUUUUGUUUGGCUUACAUGUUCACUUACCGUGACUUCGAGAUGGGAACCUUGGGAUUGGCCUGGACGGGAGAUCUCAAGAACGCUGGCGGAGUCUGCGAAAAGAAUGGUCACUACCGGGGGUCGCUUAAGUCACUCAAUACAGGAAUAGUCACUUUGUUGAACUAUGGAAAGCAUGUGCCACCAGCUGUCUCCCAUGUGACUUUGGCCCACGAAAUUGGCCACAACUUUGGAUCACCACACGAUCCGGAGCAGUGUACGCCUGGUGGCGAGGAUGGUAACUUCAUCAUGUUUGCCCGCGCCACUUCGGGCGACAAGAAGAACAACAACAAGUUCAGCACCUGCUCUCUGAAAUCAAUAGAGCCCGUGCUGAAUGCCAAGGCACGUUCCAUGAAGGGCUGCUUCACCGAGCCGCAGUCGUCGAUUUGCGGCAAUGGUGUGGUGGAGCCGGGCGAGCAGUGCGACUGCGGCUGGGAGGAGGACUGCAAGGACUCGUGUUGCUUUCCCAUGUCAAGGCAACCUCGUCUGGAUGAAACUCCGUGCACUCUAACGCCGCAUGCCCGCUGCAGUCCCUCGCAAGGUCCCUGCUGCACCACCGAUUGCAAGCUGAAGUUCGGUGACAAGUGUCGGGAUGAUAACGGCUGUCGGGAUCCUUCAUUCUGUGAUGGGCGAGUGCCCCAGUGUCCUCCGUCGGUGAACAAGCCCAACAAAACCAUCUGCAACAAGGAGUUCGUCUGCUACAUGGGCGACUGUACGGGUAGCAUAUGCUUGGCCUAUGGUCUGGAAUCGUGCCAGUGCAUUCCCGGACCGCAGGACGAUCGGAUUAAGUCAUGCGAGCUGUGUUGCAAGCUGCCGGGAGAGGACAGUCCCUGCCGGAGUUCCUUCGAGUGGAAUGAGGCGCCCUUCGAUGUGCCCGAUAUGUACUCAAAGCCUGGAACGCCCUGCAAUGAUUACAAUGGAUACUGUGAUGUCUUUCAAAAGUGCAGGGAGGUGGAUCCCUCUGGUCCACUGGCCACGUUGCGCAAGCUCCUGCUUUCCGAAGAGAGCAUCGCCAGCUUUAAGAAGUGGAUGCAGCACAACUGGUACACAGUAGCCUUAGCUGCUGUAGGCGUUAUCCUGCUCCUGGCGCUGAGCACAAAGCUGCUGGCGAAGCGGUCGAAUCUGAAGCUUAAGUCCGUCACCAUUAUACACAGCGCCACCACGGAAACAGUGCGUCUUCCGGAGAACAAUAACGGCGUGAUAGUGCAUACAGCCGUGAGGACAAAGGUACCUUUCAAGAAGAAGGUUCGUGGCGAGCGAACCAAGAAGCCAGGAACGGGAGCAGUAGCUGGAGCGGGAGUUACAGCCGCGGCUGCAGCUGCAACCCGAAGUGCAGCCAAAAGCAGUGCCAAUCCGGAGCCAAAGAAGACCACUAGGAGCCAAGCGUUGGCCAAGAAGAAAUCGCUCGAGGAGGAGCCCAAGAAGUCCAGCAAGAAGGUGGGCAAGCACAUGAAGGAGAUCAUCGACUAUUCCAACCGCAACAACAAUGGCGACGAUGCCUCCAAUUUGUCGACCACCAAUAACCACACCAACACCUUUGGCAAGGUGCAAAAGUGGCUACUCGAGUCGCCAAUCGUGGCUCAACCCUUGUCCCACAUUGAGCACAGCUCUCGAGUUCGCAAGGUGAUGAGCAAGUCGCAAUCAACGCCGGAGAGACUGGUGCAAAAGACACCGCAGAAAACCAAGUCCAUGGGUAAUCUGUCCAACGAGAAGGUCAAACUGCAGGUGGUUUACAAGCCGCCCUUCAAGUUUUCCCUGAGAUUGUCCAAGAAACCGAAAGUGAAGACCCAUGUGGUGGGCGCAGGUGUAAGGCCAAAGAGAAGUCAAAAGACCAGUAACCGAACUGGGGGGCAGUCCUCCUCGAAGGAAGUGUCUACGCGCGCCAAGAGGAGUGCCCUUCUGCUCUGCAACGAGGCGGAGGACGAUAACCAGAUCCUCACCCUCAACGAACCCAACUACGAGACCUUGAAGCCACCAACGCCUCCACGUUCCAUGGAACACUGCUACGAGAAUGUGGAUAUGCAGGCAGAGGCCUCCAGUUCGAAGCCCAGUAGUAGCAGCAAAGUGGCUCCUAGCUCACAGAACAGAGCCAGCUUAGAGGUGGCUCCUCCAGUUCCUGCGCAGCGGAAUUCCUAUCGCAGAUCUAACUCCCUGUCCACCCACAAUCCAUUUGCGGCCGCUCCUCGCCGGAGCAGCAGCAAGGCCAGCGGAUCGGUGAACCUCACGCGUAACUUUGGCAGCACCCAAAAUCUGAUUAAUCUCAGUCAAAAUCUGUCCAAAAACAAGAAGCGCAGCAGUCUGAACCUGAAGGCUAGCGGUAGUGGAGCCACCAGAAGCGGGAAAGACCCGCCAACUAUGGGAGUCGCCUCGCCACAGAGACGCUCCUCGUCCAAUGCCAAUCUCCGCAGGGACAGCAGCGUGUCCUCCUCAAAGGCAGUGCCUGUUCCGCCCACAAGGAACUCGCGGAAUAGCUUUAGCAAUAUUCCUAGGGCCAGUUUGGGUGGAGCAAACAGCAAUGCCGCCGUUAGCACUGGAGCACCUCCGCCCAGUUUCUCUCGCCAAUCUUCCAGCAGCACGGCCACCAGCAGCUCAUCCAUCACUCCAGGCCUAACCACCGGAGUGGCGUUGCAGCAAUCCGCGUCCACCAGCGCCAUGCAGCGUCACCCGCCCUCGCAGCCCACGAGGAGAAGCCUCCACAACUUCAGGACGCGCUCCACAGGCACAGGAGCUGCAGCUGGAAAGCCAGGAGCAGCAGUCCCUUCUGCAGCAGCAACCUCUGCAGGAGCCGCAUCUGCAGCAGCAUCGAACGAGAACAACGAGCUGCCGUCGGAUCUGGAGGUGGUUGUGUCCGAUGUGGAGAACUUGGUUAGCUAAGGGCAGCUCUCCCGUUCCAGUUUCCAAAACCAACCAAGUGAAAGUGAUAAGUCUUAAUGUUAGUUAUACAAAUUGUCGCAUAGGUUUACUUGCAUAACACUGCCUUAAACUUGCCGUUUCUGCUGAAAAUGUGAAAUACCACGCCCACUCACACGAACAGACACUCAACCGCAUUCCACACGCCCAUUAAUCCCCAACCAAGGCUCGCCCCAGCACCUCGAAUGCAUCACCACCCACUAGGGCACCCAAUCACCCACUGAUGCCACCGCAGUCCAAACCGCAGCCGCACUCACCGCACUUUGUACCUUCUACUGUUUACUGUUUGCAUUCUAUUGCGUAAACUGAAAUUUAGCCAGUCUCACUAGUUCCGGUUUCUGGAUUCGAUUGAACUUGGCGGAAGUUGAUACAUAUAUGUAUGUAUCCUUCCCAAUUUGAUCCGAUUACGAACUGGAAACAGGGCAAAUGCUCGUGAUUCAGUGACGAUUUCUUCUUAUCGAACCAAAACUAAAUGAGCUUUACGUAAAGUCAAAGUCGCAUUUCACAGAUACUCCAUUUCAAAAGCAGCUAUAAGAAGAAACCCGAAGUGAAUUACCUGACUACAUGCCCACUCUUGUGUUUGCCUGAACUUGGUCCUAUACUCUAUAUCUGUAGUUAUUUUCAAAACAGUAUUACUGCAUUGUUAUGUACCUACUAUACACUUAAAUUGCCUAUGUUGCCUGCUCUUCAAGUUUCGAACAACGAUCACUAUUCAUCUGAACUACGACGACACACAAAACAAUACAAGGUGCUAUUUUAGUAAGGAACUAAAACGAUGAAAUAUUAGCCGAGAACAUUUCAAAAUACUUUGCAUAUUUUCUGAAGAUCAAAACUAAGAUUAGACAGGAAUAGGGGAAUAGAGGAUUAGAGGAAGAUGGAGGUUGGUGUAGCAGGAGGAGUAGCAUAUAGGAAAAUAUAAAUGGGGAGCCGGGUAAAGUUGCAAAUAGCUGUACGGAUUAGAUACAAUGAUAACCAACGAUACUGUCAAUAAAUCAAAAGCAUCAUGCAUCGAAAGUAGGUCUUAGAGAACUCCCAGCCAGCCACAUAGGAAGUUAGCCACCCGAGCCCCGGCACUUAUCCACCCGAUCCCCGCGAGCACGGCACCUGUACACACGCAUCGAUCCCGUAGCAGCCCGUAGUGUACAUAGGAUAUCGAAUGGACAUAGUUUUUAUAUGCAAUCCAGUUAGAGCAAUGAGAGCAAACAAUAAGGAGACACCCAACACCUAUCGAUAUUCAUAACGCGUAGUAUAUAGAGUCACAUUCCGCAGUUAGACACCAACACCCAGCAAUAAGGAUCUUAGGCUAAGGACAUCAAUUGAUAUUUGUAGCUAUAUGAACGUGUAGGAAAUCAAAGGCGUAUCAAGAGUAUAUACAUACAUCCAUGUGGGGCGUGCAAUAGCCAUUGCAAGUGUACGAGCAUUUGGGUAUAUUUUUGUGGAAUAUACAAGAUACAGAUACAAGAUAGCAGCCAAAAGCUCAGCUCAAGCGAACCAGGACCCCGACCCAUGACCCAAAAAACCGACACAGAAUAUCGUAUAUAGACAAACAGACAGACAGUUAACGCGUUGGCCAGUGAAGAAACCGGAAACGGAAAUAGUUAAAACGAGUACGCGACAAUCGCUUUGAAAUGCUUAACAUAAAGAGAAAUACUGAUAAACCCGAAGUCGAAGAGAAGUCUAGUUUCUACCUUGUCUUGACAACAUAUUUCAAUACGAAACUAUACAAAAUAUGGCAGGCAAAAGAUUGAAACUAACCAAAAAGAUAAACACUAGGAAACACAAAAUGCACCGGAGUGGGAAUAUGUUGCACCUUGAGAUACUUGAGCUCAAACCGAAAGGAUCAAACGUAAGGAUCACGUAAUCCCAACCUGUGCAUUUCCAAAGGACACAUUUUAUUAUCCUGUGUAUUGAAGAGACGAAUUUUGCCAAUGUUUGUGUGUACUGUAUAUACUUAAAUGCAAAUGAUUAUUGUCUAAGCGAAUGGAGCGGAGUAUUUUGAGCGUGACAAAAAGACUAUUUAGCGCGAAAAGAACAAUUUUUGUGUAUUGUACAUAAGAAACCGAUUGAUUUUAAUCUAAAUAUACAUAAAUAUUAAUGUAAUUGUAAAACUGCAAACGAUUUUUAAAUCUGUAUGUGUAUUGUGUACCUCAAUUGUAAUUAAUUUUUAUACUUUUCACGAGAUGGAUUAAUGCUAUUUUUAUAAUUUAGCUAAAUGAAUUAUAAACACGUAUGUACGUCUCCCGACUCCCCACGAAACCAUCGUCUACCCCUAGUUAAUGGCCAGUUUUAAAUGUUGUCCAAGACCGCAUCACCCAUCCAAGAACCUAAAUGAAUAAUAUGUAAUUUUGUCAAUUAAGAACGCGUAAAUGUCUUAAGAAAUCGAAUGAAACACAAACGAAAUUAAGUGAAUCGAACAAAACAAAAACCGAAGAGCAAAGAAGUGAAUACUAGAAUUUUACGAUUAACAUUUUUAAAGACGAGCGAACAAGAAGCACAUGUGUGACAAUUCAGUUGUACUUUAUGUUACGAUUACUACAAUACUUUAUUUAUUAAUCUUAUCGUUAGGCAAUAACACGAGUGUAACUAAUUUUUAACCCGAACACACACAUAUGCGAUACUUUAUAAUUUCCUCAUUUUAAGCGAAAUUCAAUUAACAAUAAAAAUGAAACUAAUACUUAA
This is a messenger RNA of Drosophila simulans, 7851 nucleotides long. RefSeq lists its product as uncharacterized. Lineage: Eukaryota; Metazoa; Arthropoda; Insecta; Diptera; Drosophilidae. Bases 514 to 5136 code for a protein of 1540 amino acids. Gene Ontology annotation, cellular component: plasma membrane. The record is from RefSeq and is a predicted model, not a curated record. The transcript is spliced from 10 exons. Gene Ontology annotation, molecular function: metalloendopeptidase activity. Gene Ontology annotation, biological process: membrane protein ectodomain proteolysis; Notch signaling pathway.